AUGGCGAGCCGUAUUAGCGGGCCGUUGCUCCUAGCAUGCUCGUUCGUUGCGCUAGUGGCGCUGGGCAGUCUUGGGAAUGCCGAGGCGGGGCUGACAAAGCGGUGGUCCAAAAAGUUCAAGGCCGCGCGAGUGAACCUUCCUCCUGCAAAGCUCUUCCCAAAGACGGACAAGAAGAACCGACUCGCACGAGCCACCAAGAGGUAUGAGGGCGAGAUGGCAGGCCCGGAGAGUAUCGCGUGGGAUCCUAAUGGCAAGGGCCCGUACGUCAGCUUCAGCGACGGGCGAAUCAUGCGACGCAAGGACGAUGACAGCGCUUGGGAGGAGUUCACGUACGCGUCGCCGCUGCGAACUGCGGCGAAAUGUAACUCAAAGAAAACCAACCCGGAGCUGGAAACCACCUGCGGGCGGCCGCUCGGCCUGGCGUUUCACCCCACUACCGGGGACCUCUAUUUCGCGGAUGGGUAUUUCGGCCUGCAUAAAGUCAGCGCCGCGGGAGGGCAGGCUACGAAGCUCGUCUCCGCACUCGACGGGAGAAAAUUCAUGAUGACGAAUGACCUAGAUAUUGACGCCGACGCGAAUGUCGUGUAUUUCACGGACGGCAGCUCGCGUUGGUACCGGCGAGAUUUUCUGCCGCUCACGCUGGAAGGCCGGAAGGACGGACGGUUCAUGAAGUACGACAUCGCGAGCGGCGUGACGACGGUGAUUGACGAGAAAGUGGCCUUUGCUAACGGCGUGGCGAUUUCGCAGGAUAAGACGUUUGUGGUGUACUGCGAAACAACCUAUCUCAGUGUGGCUCAGUUUUGUACCUGCUCGUCUGUGUGUCCUCAUGCUCGACCCAAUCAUGCAAUCCGGAUUCUCCCUUCCCUUCAUCCCUCCACUCCCACAGCUGUUGCAUCCCAAACCCCUUUCAUCCGAGAGACAUUUGUGGAAAACAAGCUUGGGUACAAGAUUGUGAAGGCCACACAGGACCAGAGGGCCAGUGGCAUUGUGGUGGAGGUAGAUGCUGAUGGCAAAAUCACCAACUUGCUCGAGGACAAGAACGGGAAGGUGGUGAAGGAUGCGAGUGAGAUCGUGGAGCAUGAUGGGAAACUGUGGAUAGGCUCAGUUAUUGAGGACUAUAUUGCCACCCUCAAGUCCAAGGAUCGGUGUCAGGGCGACAGCAGCAGCAGCAGCAGCAUGGAGCCCAUCUGUGGGCCCCCUUUGAGACGUCUAACAAGCAAAUCCUCUCUCACUCACCACCCGCCCUUUGAGGCGCCUCAAAAGUCAUCGGUGGGCGCCCUUCGAGACGUCUCACAGGCAAAUCCUCUCUCGACGUCAGGCCAACAGCAGGACCACCAACAGCAGCAUGGAGCCCAUCUGCGGGCGUCCCUUGGGUCCAAGGAGCGGUGUCAGGGCAGCAGGACCACCAACAGCAGCAUGGAGCCCAUCUGCGGGCGUCCCUUGGGUCUGCGCUUCCACCCAGUCACGAGCGACCUUUACUUCGCAGACGCCUACUUUGGGCUGCACAGAGUAGGGCCGGGCGGGGGCAAGGCGGAGAGGCUGGUGGACGUGGUGGCGGGGAAGCGCAUGCUGAUGACCAACGACCUUGAUAUUGACGCGGACGGGAAGAAUGGCGUCGUGUAUUUCACUGAUGGGAGCACCCGGUGGCAAAGAAAGGAUUUCUUCCUGGCAACACUGGAAGGGCAGCCGGACGGGAGAUUUAUGCAAUACGACAUUGCAACGGGGCAGACCAAGGUGCUGGUGAAGGGGGUGGCGUUCGCCAAUGGUGUUGCGAUCUCCCGUGACCGCACGUUUGUUGUCUUCUGUGAAACCAGCUACAUGCGGUGUCAUCGGUACUUUAUCCGAGGGCCAAAGAUGGGCAAGGCUGAAAUGUUUGUAAACCUGCCCGGGUAUCCUGACAACAGGUCCUGGCAAGGAGCCCCUAUGCGCUCUACAGGCUUCUCAUUACCCAAGGUCCUAGCAAGGAGCCCCUACGCGCGAUACAGGCUGCUCAACGACCCGGUAGGGCUGCAGGCUGCCUACGUGGCAGCGGUGGGGCUGUCGCACGGGAUUAUAGUGGAGGUUGACAAUAAGGGGGUGAUCACAGACGUGCUGGAGGAUAAGCUGGGGCGGAACGUGGUGGCAGCGAGCGAGGUUGUGGAGAAGAAGGGGAAGUUGUGGAUCGGGUCGGUGAUGGUUGAUGACUUUACUACGCACCAUCUCGCACCUCACCUUUCAUUCAACCAUGCCUAUCCCUCUCCUCGUCUCGCCCUCUUCCCCGUUGCAGCGCCAUUCCACUUCGCCCCGCUCCCAGCCCCAGCAGCAGCCAGCGCGGAUCAGAUUGCGGGCGGUGGUGGCGGGAGGUCGGGGGAAGGCGGGGCGGAGGCGGGAGGCGGAGGGGAGGGGCGGAAGGAGGAGGUCGGGGAGUGGCGGCAGUGGAUCCAGCAGGCGCUCUCCAGUCCAACCUUUUCGACGUUUCAGUCCCUUCGUGUACCAAUGGCAUAUCUGUUCCCAACCAAGCUUCCUAAGCUUUAA
Molecule: messenger RNA, 2514 nt
Organism: Closterium sp. NIES-65
Lineage: Eukaryota; Viridiplantae; Streptophyta; Zygnematophyceae; Desmidiales; Closteriaceae
Source: the annotation of a GenBank genome assembly